Equus quagga is the source of this 3315-nucleotide messenger RNA. It is a transcript of the gene TRPM8, whose product is annotated as transient receptor potential cation channel subfamily M member 8. Bases 1 to 3315 code for a protein of 1104 amino acids. The record is from RefSeq and is a predicted model, not a curated record. NCBI's taxonomy places the organism in Eukaryota, Metazoa, Chordata, Mammalia, Perissodactyla, Equidae. Gene Ontology annotation, biological process: calcium ion transmembrane transport. The transcript has 24 exons. Gene Ontology annotation, molecular function: ligand-gated calcium channel activity.
AUGUCCUUUGAGGGAUCCAGGCUCAGCAUGAGAAACAGGAGGAACGGCAUGCUGGACAGCACCCGUACCCUGUACUCCAGCGCGUCGCGGAGCACAGACGUGUCCUAUAGUGAAAGUGACCUGGUGAACUUCAUUCAAGCAAAUUUUAAGAAACGAGAAUGUGUCUUCUUUACCAAAGAUUCCAAGGCCACGGAAAACGUGUGCAAGUGUGGCUAUGCCCAGAGCCAGCACAUUGAAGGCACGCAGAUCAACCAAAACGAGAAAUGGAAUUACAAGAAACACACCAAGGAAUUUCCAACAGAUGCCUUUGGAGAUAUUCAGUUUGAGACUCUGGGGAGGAAAGGGAAGUACAUCCGAUUGUCCUGCGACACCGACGCGGAAACCCUCUACGAGCUGCUGACCCAGCACUGGCACCUGAAAACGCCCAACCUUGUCAUUUCCGUGACCGGCGGCGCCAAAAACUUCGCCCUGAAGCCGCGCAUGCGCAAGAUCUUCAGCCGCCUGAUCUACAUCGCGCAAUCGAAAGGCGCUUGGAUCCUCACUGGAGGCACCCACUAUGGCCUGAUGAAGUACAUCGGGGAGGUGGUGAGAGACAACACCAUCAGCAGGAGCUCGGAGGAGAACAUCGUGGCCAUUGGCAUAGCGGCUUGGGGCAUGGUCUCCAACAGGGACACCCUCAUCAGGAAUUGCGAUGCUGAGGAGUAUUUUUCAGCUCAGUACAUUAUGGAUGACUUCAAGAGAGACCCGCUCUACAUCCUGGACAACAAUCAUACGCACUUGCUGCUGGUCGACAACGGCUGCCACGGACACCCCACGGUGGAAGCGAAGCUCCGGGAUCAGCUGGAGAAGUACAUCUCCGAGCGCACUAUUCAAGAUUCCAACUAUGGUGGCAAGAUCCCCAUUGUGUGUUUUGCCCAAGGAGGUGGAAAAGAGACUUUGAAAGCCAUCAACACCUCCAUCAAAAGUAAAAUUCCCUGCGUGGUGGUGGAAGGCUCGGGGCAGAUUGCCGACGUGAUCGCGAGCCUGCUGGAGGUGGAGGAUGCCCUCACAUCUUCCAUCGUCAAGGAGAAGCUGGUGCGCUUCUUACCCCGCACCGUGUCCCGGCUGCCGGAGGAGGAAACCGAGAGCUGGAUCAAAUGGCUCAAAGAAAUUCUCGAAAGUUCUCACCUAUUAACAGUUAUUAAAAUGGAGGAAGCUGGGGAUGAAAUUGUGAGCAACGCUAUUUCCUACGCUUUGUACAAAGCCUUUAGCACCAAUGAACAGGAUAAGGAUAACUGGAACGGGCAGCUGAAGCUUCUGCUGGAAUGGAACCAGCUGGACCUAGCCAAUGAUGAGAUUUUCACCAACGACCGCCGAUGGGAGUCUGCUGACCUUCAAGAAGUCAUGUUUACGGCUCUCAUAAAGGACAGACCCAAGUUCGUCUGCCUCUUUCUGGAGAAUGGCUUGAACCUACGGACGUUUCUCACCAACGACGUCCUCACCGAGCUCUUCUCCAAUCACUUCAGCACCCUUGUGUAUCGGAACCUGCAGAUUGCCAAGAAUUCCUAUAACGACGCCCUCCUCACAUUCGUCUGGAAACUGGUGGCUAACUUCCGAAGAGGCUUCCGGAAGGAAGACAGGAAUAGCAGGGACGAGAUAGACAUAGAAUUUCACGACGUGUCUCCUAUUACUCGGCACCCCCUGCAAGCGCUCUUCAUCUGGGCCAUUCUUCAGAACAAGAAGGAACUCUCCAAAGUCAUUUGGGAACAGACCAGAGGCUGUACUCUGGCGGCCCUGGGAGCCAGCAAGCUUCUGAAGACUCUGGCCAAGGUGAAGAAUGACAUCAAUGCUGCUGGGGAGUCUGAGGAGCUGGCAAAUGAGUACGAGACCCGCGCAGUGGAGCUGUUCACGGAGUGUUACAGCAACGACGAGGACCUGGCCGAACAGCUGCUGGUCUACUCCUGUGAAGCAUGGGGUGGAAGCAACUGUCUGGAGCUGGCGGUGGAGGCAACAGACCAGCAUUUCAUUGCUCAGCCCGGGGUCCAGAAUUUUCUUUCCAAGCAAUGGUAUGGAGAGAUUUCCCGAGACACCAAGAACUGGAAGAUUAUCCUGUGUCUGUUUAUUAUUCCCUUGGUCGCCUGUGGCUUUAUCUCAUUUAGGAAGAAGCCCAUUGACAAGCAUAAGAAGCUUCUGUGGUACUUCGUGGCAUUCUUCACCUCCCCUUUUGUGGUCUUCUCGUGGAACGUGGUCUUCUAUAUUGCCUUCCUUCUGCUCUUUGCCUACGUGCUGCUCAUGGAUUUUCACUCCGUGCCCCACCCCCCCGAGCUGGUCCUCUACGCUCUGGUCUUCGUCCUGUUCUGUGAUGAAGUGAGACAGUGGUACGUUAAUGGGGUGAAUUAUUUUACCGACUUGUGGAACGUUAUGGACACACUUGGUCUUUUUUACUUCAUAGCAGGAAUUGCAUUCCGGCUCCACCCUUCUAAUAAAACCUCUUUGUAUUCCGGACGAGUCAUUUUUUGCCUGGAUUACAUCAUAUUCACUCUAAGGUUGAUCCACAUUUUCACUGUAAGCAGAAACUUGGGACCCAAGAUUAUAAUGUUGCAGAAGAUGCUGGUAGACGUGUUCUUCUUCCUGUUCCUCUUCGCUGUGUGGAUGGUGGCCUUCGGGGUGGCCAGGCAAGGGAUCCUCAGGCAGAACGAGUAUCGCUGGAGGUGGAUAUUCCGCUCGGUCAUCUAUGAGCCCUACCUGGCCAUGUUUGGCCAAGUGCCCAGUGACGUGGAUGGUACCACAUACGACUUUUCCCACUGCACCUUCACCGGGAACGAGUCCAAGCCGCUGUGUGUGGAGCUGGACGAGCACAACGUGCCGCGGUUCCCCGAGUGGAUCACCAUCCCGCUGGUGUGCAUCUACAUGCUCUCCACCAACAUCCUGCUGGUCAACCUGCUGGUCGCCAUGUUUGGCUACACGGUGGGCAUGGUUCAGGAGAACAACGACCAGGUCUGGAAGUUCCAGAGGUACUUCCUGGUCCACGAGUACUGCAGCCGCCUCAACAUCCCCUUCCCUUUCGUCGUCUUCGCUUACUUCUACAGGGUGGUGAAGAAGCUCUUCAAGUGCUGCUGCAAGGAGAAAGACGUGGAGUCUUCCGCCUGCUGUUUCAAAAAUGAAGACAACGAGACUCUGGCAUGGGAGGGUGUCAUGAAAGAAAAUUACCUUGUCAAGAUCAACACAAAAGCCAACGACACGUCAGAGGAAAUGAGGCAUCGAUUUAGGCAGCUGGAUACCAAGCUGAAUGAUCUCAAGGGUCUUCUGAAAGAGAUUGCUAAUAAAAUCAAAUAA